Molecule: messenger RNA, 4874 nt
Organism: Leopardus geoffroyi (Geoffroy's cat)
Lineage: Eukaryota; Metazoa; Chordata; Mammalia; Carnivora; Felidae
Gene: SSPN
Product: sarcospan
Exons: 3
Coding region: 277-1005 (242 amino acids)
Cellular component (GO): sarcolemma; dystrophin-associated glycoprotein complex
Source: RefSeq, a predicted model, not a curated record
CCAAGGGACCCGCGCUGACUGCCAAGGGCGAUUGACAAACCCUGCUCGUGGGCCCAGCAGGCGCUGCGUCCCGGCGCGUUGGCAGUUGGCGACCCCCCUUGACUCCCCCUCUGCGGCGGGGCUCCCGGUGGCCUUUGGAGGCUCCAGUCGGCUCCAAAUGUUUUCCAUAUUUGUUCAGCCUCCGUAAUUCGAAUACCAGGGCAGGCUCAGCCCGCCCAGCGCCGCGCUCCGGGGCCCAGCGCGCUGCACACGCACCCACCCACCCACGCAGCGGCCAUGGGCAAGGACAAGCAGCCCCGCGGCCAGCGCAGGCAGGGGGGGGCGGCCGCGGACGCCGCCGGACCCGACGACAUGGGGCCGAAGACGGGCAAAAGGGCACCCAAGGAGUGCGGGGAGGAGGAGGCCCGGACGUGCUGCGGCUGCCGGUUCCCGCUGCUGCUCGCGCUGCUGCAGCUGGCCCUGGGCAUCGCCGUGACCGUGCUGGGCUUUCUCAUGGCGAGCAUCAGCUCCUCCCUGCUAGUCAGAGACACUCCAUUUUGGGCUGGGAUCAUUGUCUGCCUAGUGGCGUACCUUGGUUUGUUUAUGCUUUGUGUCUCAUAUCAAGUUGACGAACGGACAUGUAUCCAGUUUGUUAUGAAACUCUUGUACUUUCUGCUGAGUGCCCUGGGCUUGAUGGUCUGCGUGCUGGCCGUGGCCUUUGCUGCCCACCACUAUUCGCAGCUCACACAGUUUACCUGUGGAACAGCACUCGACGCCUGUCAGUGCAAACUGCCCUCCUUGGAGCCGCUCAGCAGGACCUUUGUGUACAGGGAUGUGACUGACUGUACCAGCAUCACCGGCACGUUCAAACUGUUCUUACUCAUCCAGAUGAUUCUUAACUUGGUCUGCGGCCUUGUGUGCUUGGUGGCCUGUUUCGUCAUGUGGAAACACAGGUACCAGGUCUUUUACGUGGGGGUCCGAAUGUGCUCCCUGACAGCUUCCGAAGGCCAGCAGCAAAAGGUCUAACGUACUCGCUCAAAGGUGGGAGAGAAAACAGCACACUGACUAGCUGGGGUCAAAAAAGGAAAAGGAAAAAGAGAAAGAAGAGGAAGAAAGGAAGAAAAAAAAAACUUUUGACAAUAACUAAUAUUCACUGUAGUAAAUGAAUAUUUUUCUAUUUUUCAGGAAAUAAGAGCAUUUCUUCAGGUUUCUAUAGUAUUUUUAACAAUUCUUACAGGGAAAAUAAGAUCCAAAUUGACUUUAAGACAUUAAAAGAACACUGAACGGGGAAGGAAUGGCAUACAUUUAUUUUUGCAGGUUGGAGUUUAUUUCUUAGUACAGAUUACCCCCACCCCCGCUUUCUGAACAUAGAGCAUUCCCAUGAAAACUUCCGUGAACCGAAAUGGCGUAAAGCGAAGGCACUGCUUUGUAGAAGCAGAAAUCUUCAGAUUUCUUUCGGUUGGCGAAAAUGGGUGCUAAUGUAGAUAUUUCCUAAAGCAAAACGGCGUAGAGCAAACUUUCGGAUAGCGGGGAAAACCUGUACUCAUUUUAUUCAUUAUUUAUAUAAUCCUCUUUCCUGUUCAGUUUAUAGUGUGCAUUGGCAUUUCAGGACCACUUGCUAAAUUUUGCAGUUGUUUCCAAAACUUCCCACCUCCCCCCAUUCCUUUCACUGUGCCUUGGAGAAAGGGGGGAGAGCUGAGCAACUAGGCUGACUCUCUGGAUUUUCCCUGGUAGAGAUGUCUUCAAGGCAUGAAACAGCUUCAAGGGUCAGAGUAGAAAAGGAAGAGACUUUGCAAAGGCUAAAUAAUUAUCAGCACCUGGGCUGGGGUGGAGGCCUUUUCUCUUCAGCUCCCUUAGUUUGGCUCUGUAAGUAGAUCACUUACUAAAUACUUUGGAUGAUUGUCUGCUUCUCAAUAAUUGAAAGUUGGUGGUAGUUGUAUUCUUAAUGAUGUAGAAGGCUUAAAAAUAAUUACAUUAUGCUUCUAUUCUACCAUCUAAAACAAAUCAUUAAAACUAAUUUCUACCUAAUUGUUAAUUAUAAUUAUGCUCAGAAGCCUACUUAAUGAGCCCUGUCUGUACUUAUGUAGCACCAUCGGCAUUAGGAGAAAUUACUCUCACAAGAGAGGAGGCUUAAAGAUUCUUUCUUCUGAAAGCCAAGCUUUACAAAGGAGAAGAAAAAAAUUUUUUUAUUAAUAGCUCAGGUUAAAAAUACUCAUUUAAACAAAAACAAGAGCAUUUAUAAUGGGAAAUGUUUAUACAAAUAGCACAUUUGUGAUACGUUAUAAAGUAUCUCUCUUGGCAGCUAAGUACUUUUGAGGAAGACUGGGUAAUGCCGAAGUGUUCCAUUCACAAAAGUGCAUCUGAUAUGCAAUCCUAUUAUUGAUAUUUAUAUCCAGUCAACCUAGAGACUUAAACUAAUGUCUUGAUGUCCUUAUUUGAGCAUAUGCCCAUUGACUUGGAAGGUAAUUUUUAUUUUGUUUUGUUUUUAAGUUACUGUGACUUAAAAAAGCACAGGCACGCUGGGGUGGGAGUCUUUUCUCUUUUACUUAGUUCUGAACAAUACCAAUAUUUUAAGGAAGGAGCUCAGAAUGCAAAUGCAUGCAGCAUUAAUGUUAUCAAGAUCUUUCUCUCUUAGCAUGCUCUAUUGAAAUCAGAAAUUCAAGAUAAUAAUUGAGAUGAAUUUGCCUCUCCACAUUGCCUAUUGAUAUACUCUGCUAGUCAUGAAAUUCUACCCUAAAAGAAAAUCAUUUUCUUGUUUGCCUUAGAAAAUAGUUGAACAAUUCCAUUGGUUGUGACGACAGUGUCAAUUUCUACACAAUAUAAAUAUCCAAAUAAAAGGGAAAACAUUAAGUCAGUUAGUUGGAGAAUUGUAAAAAGCUUUUAUGUCCUCCAGAUAAAACACCUGAUUAACAGAUGUUAAAACCUUUUUUUUUAAUGUAUUGACUUGCUUAAAAAAUGGCCUUCCUACACACCAGCUCAGGCCAAGAACUCACACUUAGUGGAUAAGACUCUGGAGCAGAGGUUGGAUUACACGCAAAAACUAUAUCGAGAGAACACCAAGCAUCUGGAUGAUGACCUAAAAAAAAAAAAAAAAAAACAAUAACUGAAUCCAUUCUGAUUUGGACAGUUUUUGACAUAAAGAAGAAAAUGACAGAGAAUCUGAAAUAUUGUAGGCUGUUCUGUAAAGAGAGAGAAACUGAUGAUUUAAUGCUAAUUGCUAUGAAUCAGGCACCACUAGAAGCUCACCCUGAAUUCCUUUUUAUAGCAAACACUACCGGUUUUAUAUUAGAAAAUUAAAAGUCUACUCAUCACUAAGGUGCUCAAUGUUUUACAAACAAUUCACAGGGUAUUUCACAUGGUAGAAUUACUUUAGUUUAUGUGUUUCUUUUUCUAAAUAAUGCAACCAGAAAAGGAUGAGACAAUAAGUUUGAUAAUAAUCAGGAUAUAUAUAUAUAUAUAUAUAUAUAUAUAUAUAUAUACAUAAUUAUGUAUGUAAUUAAAUCAUUCUUAAAUCUCCAAAGGAAAAAAAUAAUCGUAAGUGAAAGAAGGAACAAAUAAAUAAAGAAGGAAAGAAACCAAGAAAAGAUUCCUGUGCUGUGAACUCACUGAGUAUUGAUACAUGUAAGAAUUGUGUUGCAUGAAUAACAAACUGCUUUACGCUGGAUUUAAAGUAUUUUGAGGUUGUGUUUUGCAAAUAUUGAAGUUACAAUAACCGGCAACAGAAAAGGAACAGAGACACAGCUUUACACUUAGCAAAAUGUUACAUUUAAAAUCUGACAAGGAGCCAAGAUGGUGACUGUCUCUUCUAAACCAUAAAACAGUAAGAUUUGCGCAAUCCUCCUCCUCUUCCACCUCCUUCAGGAGAAUUAAAUGAAUCAAGACUUUGGAAAGAGUGGAAACUGCCGGGACUUGGCAGUACUUGAAAUAGGAGGAAUACAGCAGCCUAAAUGUACAGACUUUGUAACCAAGCCCACCCGAUCGGUCUGUGCCUUCACGUGACCACCAUCUGUGCCUCCCUCGCUCUGUCCAAAUUUGUGGAGGCAGCUCCUUGGAGCCAAGCCUAAAAAUAUAGCUACAACAGGCCCUAGAAACUGUAGUCAAGUAACAGGCCUGACUUUUUUCCCCUCUUUGAAUUAAACGUCUGUCUAUAUGAUCUCUUUGGAGGGGUUUCCAGCUGCAAUAGCCAUGUGUUCUGACAGCGAGAGCCCAUUAUGUGUGUGUUUUCUGUUCAUGGGCAGGACAUCAGAAUCUCUUAAUAUUCUUGUACUUCUCCUCUUGCAUGCAUUGUAUCUGGAAUAUGUUUAUAGAUUUUUAGUAAAAGGUGGGGUAGAGGUUAUCCAAGGAAGAUUCUGAAGGACAACAGUGGAGCAGUUAUUUAACCAGAAACAAACUGAGAAGUUGCCCUGAAAACCAAUCCUAUCCUGUCACAAAACAUACCUUCACAUUUUCUAGUAAUUACCUCUCAACUAUUGCCAUGGAGCCGUUAAUUUCUGUAAAUCAUGCUGGCUAUCAGUUUUUACUAUACUCAGAGAACUCUGUCAUGUUUUUAGAUGUACACUGAAUAUUCAGGACAGUGUUAAAAAGAGCUGAUGGCCAAAUAUACUGACUUGUGGUGGAAACAUUUGUUUCGAUGAAGGCUCAGUGUUUCAGCCUGGGCAAUGAAUACCUUAAUUCUUUUCUUCUGAUUUUCUCGAUUAUCUUCUUGAUUAUCUCAAAUGAUUAUCCCCUUCAGAAAUAUCGGUCUGCAUUUUGGUGUUGUGAUUUCAUUUUCCUGCCUUUGAUGAAAUAGUGAAUAGAAAACAAAGUGCUUUCUACAGGUAUGAAGUGGUGAUUUUUAAAGGAGAUGCGUAUGUGCAGAUUUUCUUUGUUAAUAAAAUUUUCAUAAUCUCUGAAAA